AUGGGGGUGGGGGCGGAAGCCCAGGAGCUGCUGGGUAGUGCAGGUGCUGAGCCGUGGGGGCCAGACCCAGGGAGGGGUGGGAGUAAAGGGGGCUGCCGCAGCUGUUGGGCCAUAAAUCAGGCUGACCCCUUGGCUCAGGGCAGGAUGCCUACAAAUUCGGCUUCUGUACCAGCAGGUCUGAGCAGAAGUGACAACUACACGGACCUGCUAGUGCCUGGAAUCCCCUCUGUGACCAAGGCCUGGGGACUAUGGGCCCUCUUAGGGGCUGUGACGCUGUUGCUUCUCAUCUCACUGGCUGUGCACUUAUUCCAAUGGACUAGUGGCUGCAGCAGGAACCAUCCGGGACAGGGACGGCCUGGAGAGUCUGCGGAAGAGGUCCCUCUGUACGGGAACCUGCAUUAUCUGCAGACAGGACGGCUGUCUCAAGAACCGGGGCCAGACCAACAGAAUCCAACACCUGGAGGCCCUGCCAGGGCUGCAGAGGAGGUGAUGUGCUAUACCAGCCUGCAGCUGCGGCCUCCUCAGGGCCGGAUCCCCAGCCCUGGAAGCCCCAUCAAGUACUCGGAGGUGGUGCUGGACUCUGAGCCAAAGCCCCAGGCCUCGAGCCCCGAGCCGGAGCUCUACGCCUCAGUGUGUGCCCAGACCCGCAGAGCCCGGGCUUCCUUUCCAGACCAGGCCUACGCCAACAGCCAGCCUGCACCCAGCUGA
Lipotes vexillifer (Yangtze River dolphin) is the source of this 708-nucleotide messenger RNA. RefSeq names its product signaling threshold regulating transmembrane adaptor 1 (gene SIT1). NCBI's taxonomy places the organism in Eukaryota, Metazoa, Chordata, Mammalia, Artiodactyla, Lipotidae. Gene Ontology annotation, molecular function: kinase binding. Gene Ontology annotation, cellular component: plasma membrane. Gene Ontology annotation, biological process: signal transduction; regulation of T cell activation; T cell homeostasis. The record is from RefSeq and is a predicted model, not a curated record.